This is a messenger RNA of Tyto alba (common barn owl), 2624 nucleotides long. RefSeq names its product SMYD family member 5 (gene SMYD5). Bases 77 to 1315 code for a protein of 412 amino acids. NCBI's taxonomy places the organism in Eukaryota, Metazoa, Chordata, Aves, Strigiformes, Tytonidae. Gene Ontology annotation, molecular function: histone H4K20 methyltransferase activity; protein binding. The record is from RefSeq and is a predicted model, not a curated record. The transcript has 13 exons.
GGAGGAGGAGGAGGAAGAGGAAGAAGAGGCGCUGCCCGCCCCCGGCGGGUCAGAGCGGGGAAGUCGCCGCCCGAAGAUGGCCGCCGCGGCGGGGGAUGUGUGCGGCGCCGUAGCGGGGGGCCGCGCCGGGGCUGCGGCGGAGGCGCGGUUCAUCAGCAGCGCCAAGGGCAAAGGCUUGUUCGCCACCAAGAACAUCCGCAAAGGGGAAACCGUCUUCGUGGAGAGGCCGGUGGUGUCAUCCCAGUUCCUCUGGAACGCCCUGUACAACUACCGAGCCUGUGAUCACUGCCUGCGGGCUUUGGAAACGGCGGAGGAAAAUGCCCAGCGGCUGCUAGGAAAGAGCUCCCUGGUGCUGCCUCACCCGGAGCAGUGCAGCAUCCGGAAAGACCUGCACCAGCAGUGUCCCCGAUGCCAGGUGACGUACUGCAGCGCUGAAUGCAGGCAGGCUGCUUUGGAGCAGUACCACCAGGUCCUCUGCCUUGGCCCAUCCCGUGACGACCCCACGCACCCCCUCAACAAGCUGCAGGAGGCAUGGAGAAACAUGCAUUAUCCACCGGAGACUUCCAGCAUCAUGUUGAUGGCCCGGAUGGUCGCCACUGUCAAACAGGCUAAAGACAAGGAGUGGUGGAUCAAAGCCUUCUCCCAGUUCUGCAGUAAGACAGCAAACGAAGAGGAGGAGGUUGUGCACAAGCUGCUGGGGGACAAAUUUAAGGGCCAGCUGGAGCUGCUGCGAUUGCUCUUCACCGAAGCCCUUUACGAUGAACAUCUCAGCAGGUGGUUCACUCCAGAAGGCUUUCGAUCCCUCUUUGCCCUCGUUGGGACCAAUGGUCAAGGCAUAGGAACAAGCUCCCUGAGCCAGUGGGUGCACGCUUGCGAUGCGCUGGAUCUCCCCAUGCUGCAGAGAGAGGAGCUGGACGCCUUCAUCGACCAGCUCUACAAGGACAUCGAGAAGGAGUCAGGAGAGUUCCUCAACUGCGAGGGAUCAGGUCUCUACGUGCUCCAGAGCUGCUGUAACCACAGCUGCAUCCCCAAUGCUGAGACAUCCUUCCCAGAAAACAACUUCCUCCUACACCUGACGGCUCUGGAGGACAUCGAAGCAGGAGAGGAAAUCUGCAUCAGUUAUUUAGACUGCUGUCAGAGGGAGCGGAGCAGACACAGCCGCAACAAGAUACUCAGGGAGAACUACUUGUUUACCUGCUCGUGUCCCAAGUGCCUAGCGCAAGCCGACGAUGCCGACGUGACGUCGGACGAAGAGGAGGAAGGCGAAGGGGAGACGGAUGACGCUGAGCUGGAGGAUGAGAUGACUGACGUUUGAUCCUGGCCCCGGGGCGAGAGGAAGGGGGGCAGGGAUGGGGAAGGGGGAGGGGGGUGGGAUCCUCUGAGAGGCAGCAGCUUUAAUACUUAGAAACAGGGUUGUGUUGUGGGGUCGGGAGGGAGGCCACGUGCCGGCGGAGGGUCUGGCGGAGAGGGGCAGCGGGGGAGCCGGAGGCAGGCCCUGCUCCUGCCUGUCCUUGUUGUGCGUGUGUGUGUGUGUGUGUGUGUAUGUGUGAGGCUGUCCCCAUCCUCCCUGUGAGGACAGACUCCGUCCCCAGAGGUGCUGGCUGGUGCUUGCAGGGGAGGCUGGAGGAGAGCAGGGGCCAGCCAGCCCUUGGGACAUCACGAGGGUGGCUUCGUGGCCACCUCGGAGGCUGCUCCGCCCUGUCUGUGCCGGCCGUGGAUGUGGAGGAGCGUGUCCUUUCCUACCCUGCAGGGAUGAGGGGAACGCGUGUGCGUGUACGUGUGUUUGUGCACAAGGGGUAUUAUUUAAUGUCUAUAUUAGCACUAUCUACACACUAAGGAGCUGGGGUCCUUAUAUAUACUCCAUUCCAUGCCUUGGCUUGGCGAGCAGCAAGGGGCAAAACGAUUUUGCAGGUGGGACUGAGACACCUUACGCGUGUCUCAGAUGCCCGAGGCCAGCGGGAAGAGCAGAGCCGACCCUGGCAGGCGCCUCCCUCCCGCCUCAGCCCCAUCCUUUACACGAUGCAAAGCCCCACGCAGCGACUGCCAGGCUUUUUGGGGGAGUGGGAAAGGCCAGGCUCUGGUGUUGCGUAAGCAAAGUCACCAUCCAAAACCCCAAAGACGUUUCGGGCUUUGCAGAGAGCGAACCGUCCCGCCGGGCCUGUCUGACUGCGAGCUGCUUCGGGAGGACGAUGCACCCAAGCAGGAGCCACCGUGCCCACGGACACAGCGUGGUGCUGGGUGCUUCCCCACACCGAGUGGCCCCCCGCCCCGUGGAGGUGUCACCAGCAGCCGAUCUUUGUCACCCAUCCCACGCUGCCAGCCACCGCUCUCUGCGACGUCCCCGCCUGCGGACCACGCGGCUGGAGGGAGAAGACUCCUCCAAGCAAUGAACAGGCACCAGGUUGGGGAUGCGCCCCGGGUAUUUUCCUCCCCCUCUUGGAUUUUGGGGAGCUGUUUUUCCUGCCGCCGCGUCCUUCGAGCCCGCAGCAGCUGGAUUGUGGGACCGUGGGUGACGCUGUCACCUCUGACACUACCACCACCACCAGCCCUGCACCCUGCUGCUUGUCCCCAGCCAUCCCGGGGCCAUGUCCCCUUCAGUGUUCGUAAUAAACCGAGACUGGUGA